GUCUUCCUGGUGAGCAUUAUUCUCUUGUUUUGGUUCGUUCAUCCAUCUGAAUCAGUACAGAGACGUUGCAAAGCUCCUGUCCGCAUCGAAAACGGUGUAAGAGCGUCAAAAASAASAUUUUAUAGAAUUGGASAGGCACUUCUCUACCGCUGUAAGGCUGGMCACGCAAAGGAAAAUAAAACUACGCCCCUGUGCACYCARACUGGGAAAUGGAGCCACAWGAGMUGGGCUUGUAAACUACAGAGACGUUGCAAAGCUCCUGUCCGCAUCGCAAACGGUGUGAGAGCGUCAAAAAGAAGAUUUUAUAGAAUUGGUCAGGCACUUCUCUAUCGUUGUAAGGCUGGACACGAAAAGGAAAAUAAAACCACGCCCUUUUGCAAUCAGACCGGGAAAUGGAGCCACAUGAGUUGGGCUUGUAAACCCAUCUCAUGUGGAGAACCACCAGCUAUCCCAAAUGGCCGGUAUUCAGCAAGCAGGCUCACUUACGGCAGUAACGCGACCUAUACAUGUAACUAUGGCUACAAGAUAGUUGGACGACCCUAUCGAAUAUGUAAGAAGAAUGGAAAAUGGACUAAAAAGCCACAGUGCUUAAAAUAUAGGUGUAGGAUCAAAGGGAAAUUGCGUAUCGGAAAUGGACAAGUCAAUGUUACCGAUCAGACMCUAUCCCAUGRUGCAACGCUGAUAUUCAAAUGUAAGCCUGGCUAUGAUUUGAUAGGAGAUGAUACUACCACAUGUCUAGAAGGCCGCUGGAGCCAUACCACUCCACCUUCCUGUAGAGCAAAGACCUGCCCUAAUCCUGGCUCACCUGAGGGUGGAUAUCGGCUUGGCUAUAACUUUCGCAUUGGAAGCACUGUUCGGUUUAUUUGUGGUCCAGGUUACAAGAUGAGAGGAUCUCGUUCACGCACUUGUAUGGGAAAUAAAACAUGGAGUGGAAACUUGACAAUUUGCGACASUGGAAGGUCAGACUGCCCUGUUCUUGGCACGCCAGUCAGUGGAUAUAAGAUUGGCAAUCGAUACARYUUUGGUUCAAUAGURCGMUUCAAAUGCARGCGGGGCUACAUACUUACAGGAUCAAGUCACAGGCUUUGUACAAACAAGGGCACGUGGAACGGAACUGAAUCGAAGUGUGUGGAUAUCUUUGAUCACUUGGUCACCGAUGUCGAUCAAACAGCGAUUCUACUUCGCAAAGGCCUGGAUACUAUGUUAGAAUACACGUGCUCCGGUGGGAACAARACUUGCAAUAUAUCUGGUGUUGACACAAGAGCAAGGAAAGUGUCUGUAGACUUGACCGAUUCAAAAGGUUUGGAUGUGCUCUUCAUAUUUGAUGCUUCUUCGAGCAUAACAGACAGCGAUUUUAAACUUGGGGUUCAGUUUGCAAGGCGCCUCGUCAAUGUGCUUAAUCCGACAUGGAAGCCAAARGGGACAAGAAUUGCUGCAAUUGUUUACGCAACACAGGCCGAAGUGGUAUUCAAUUUCCRKGAACACGCCGCAUUAUCGAUYUSGGGUGUUCAUAACAUGCUUCGAAAGUUAAUCAAACUACGAACAAAUAAAAACUAUCGAUCUCUUAAAAACGUAUYACCAARACUACAAAAUGACGCUUUAUUCAARGGGGGAACAGCUUCUGCACAAGCACUAGAAUUAGCCGCCGCAAAAGUUUUCGUUACAAGGAAAAGUCAACGCCAGCGAGUCUUGUUUUUCAUAACUGAUGGGAUGUCUAACAUUGGCGGAUCGCCGAUCAAAAAAGCUAAGAUUCUGAGGAAUAGACCGGACAAAGGAGGCUUUAAUGUCGAUAUAUAUGCCAUCGGAAUUGGCAAAAAGGUAGCAGAUCCAAGCAAUAACAUGUAUAAAGAACUAUACGAUAUAGCCUCACCAGGGGUUGAUCAUGUAAUCAUUGUCGAAAGUUUUAAACAUCUUAAUAAUGCAAGCAAAAAGGCAAUCGAAAUCAAAUAUGAUUACAGACCUUGUGGUGAGGGAUUUAGCUUUUCUGAUAGUCGCGGUCGAGUUGCAGGUGGAACAGCAUCCAAGCAAGGCAAAUGGCCAUGGCAGGUUGGAAUUUAUAUCUUGUCGAAAAGCGGUAUGGAUAAACUUGAGCUAAUAUGUGGAGGUGCAUUGGUCGAACGAGAUUGGGUCUUGACAGCAGCCCAUUGCUUGUACGAAAAACAGGACAAUGGCUUAUUUAGAAAAAUGCAUCCGUCAGGGUUGACCGUGAUAGCAGGUAGUAAUGACUUGGCAUCUCGUGCCUUCGACGAAAAUGUAAAAUCGACUCCAGCAGAAAAACUUAUUAACCCAGACAGCUACAUUCACGGUAAUGGCUUCAAAAAUGACAUUGCUCUUAUCAAACUUAAAGAGCCGUUUGAGCUUGGCCCUUUUAUUCGAAAGAUAUGCCUUCCAGGGAAAAAAAACKUGGACAUGCCAGGAAAAACAGGYUAUGUCGCUGGCUGGGGGAAAACAAAAACAUACAAGAACGGUGGAGAGGCAAAGUCGCUKGAAAAUUCAAAAGUGCUYAUGGAGUCCCGCUUCGAGAUACAACCACCUCAAAUCUGCAUAAACUCGACCAGCAAAAGGCAUAGGGGYGACGUUGAUCCAAAAGUAGUGUUYUGYGCAGGUGACGGACAGGGCGGGAAUGACACGUGCUCGGGAGACAGCGGUGGAAGUUUUAUGAGAUUGGUCGAACAAGAGGGAAAAUGGAAAUGGGUGUCAGUAGGAUUGGUCUCGUGGGGGGAGGGGUGUGGAAUGMMGAAUAAGUAUGGGAUGUACACCAAAGUUUGGCCAUUUGUUGAUUGGAUUAAAAAAACCAUUCGGGAUUAUAAAUAGAAAUUGGCUUCAUGUUAAUGAUAACUACUCUUAAAAAAUUUAUAUCAAACCUGCUCUAAGUGCAAUAAAAAAACGUAGGGGAAAUUAUAAUGAAAAAGCAAGCGUGAAUAAAGAAUAUGAGUUUUAUUUAUAAUAAAUAAAAUGAGUUUUAUUAAUA
Messenger RNA from Exaiptasia diaphana, 2971 nucleotides. RefSeq names its product complement C2. Gene Ontology annotation, biological process: proteolysis; complement activation. Lineage: Eukaryota; Metazoa; Cnidaria; Anthozoa; Actiniaria; Aiptasiidae. The record is from RefSeq and is a predicted model, not a curated record. Gene Ontology annotation, molecular function: serine-type endopeptidase activity. Gene Ontology annotation, cellular component: extracellular region.